This is a messenger RNA of Galeopterus variegatus (Sunda flying lemur), 1798 nucleotides long. RefSeq names its product protein disulfide isomerase family A, member 6 (gene PDIA6). Gene Ontology annotation, cellular component: endoplasmic reticulum lumen. Gene Ontology annotation, molecular function: protein disulfide isomerase activity; protein-disulfide reductase activity. The coding region runs from base 1 to 1383 and encodes 460 amino acids. The record is from RefSeq and is a predicted model, not a curated record. The transcript is spliced from 13 exons. NCBI's taxonomy places the organism in Eukaryota, Metazoa, Chordata, Mammalia, Dermoptera, Cynocephalidae. Gene Ontology annotation, biological process: response to endoplasmic reticulum stress.
AUGCUAGAUCCUGGGGAUGCAAAGAUGGUUAAGAGAUGUUCCCUGCCCGUAGGAGCUCACAAUCCCAUGGAGAAGGCAGGUCUGGUGGGCUGUACCUUCUUUCUAGCAGUGAAUGGUCUGUAUUCCUCUACUGAUGAUGUAAUCGAAUUAACUCCAUCAAAUUUCAACCAAGAAGUUAUUCAGAGUGAUAGUUUGUGGCUUGUAGAAUUCUAUGCUCCAUGGUGUGGUCACUGCCAAAGGUUAACACCAGAAUGGAAGAAAGCAGCAACUGCAUUAAAAGAUGUUGUAAAAGUCGGUGCAGUUGAUGCAGAUAAACAUCAAUCCCUAGGAGGUCAAUAUGGUGUUCAGGGAUUUCCUACCAUCAAGAUUUUUGGAUCUAACAAAAACAAACCUGAAGAUUAUCAGGGUGGCAGAACUGGUGAAGCCAUUGUAGAUGCUGCGCUCAAUGCUGUGCGCCAGCUCGUGAAGGAUCGCCUCGGGGGAAGGAGUGGGGGAUAUAGUUCUGGAAAACAAGGCAGAAGUGAUAGUUCAAGUAAGAAGGACGUGAUUGAGCUAACGGAUGACAACUUUGAUAAGAAUGUCCUUGACAGUGAAGACGUUUGGAUGGUUGAGUUUUAUGCUCCUUGGUGUGGACACUGUAAAAACUUAGAGCCAGAAUGGGCUGCUGCAGCUACAGAGGUAAAAGAGCAAACAAAAGGAAAAGUGAAACUGGCAGCUGUGGACGCCACAGUUAAUCAGGUUCUAGCCAGCCGAUAUGGGAUUAGGGGAUUUCCUACAAUCAAGAUAUUUCAGAAGGGCGAGUCUCCUGUCGAUUAUGAUGGUGGACGGACAAGAUCCGACAUAGUUUCCCGGGCCCUUGAUUUGUUUUCUGAUAACGCCCCACCUCCUGAGCUGCUUGAGAUAAUCAAUGAGGACAUUGUCAAGAGGACAUGUGAGGAGCAUCAGCUCUGUGUGGUGGCUGUGCUGCCCCACAUCCUUGAUACUGGAGCUGCAGGCAGAAAUUCUUAUUUGGAAGUUCUUCUGAAGCUGGCAGACAAAUACAAAAAGAAAAUGUGGGGGUGGCUAUGGACAGAAGCUGGAGCCCAGAAUGAACUUGAGAAUGCGUUGGGGAUCGGAGGGUUUGGAUACCCCGCCAUGGCUGCCAUCAAUGCCCGCAAGAUGAAGUUUGCUUUGCUAAAAGGCUCUUUCAGUGAGCAAGGCAUUAAUGAGUUUCUCAGGGAGCUCUCCUUUGGGCGUGGUUCUACAGCACCUGUAGGAGGCGGGACCUUCCCUACCAUCUACAUUAGAGAGCCCUGGGAUGGCAGGGAUGGGGAGCUUCCCAUGGAGGAUGACAUUGACCUCAGUGAUGUGGAGCUUGAUGACUUAGGGAAGGAUGAGUUAUGAGAGCCACAGCAGAGGCUUCAAGCCGUUUGCUUUUCUUGGGUGCAAGCGGAUUUCUUCAGCAGUGAAGGAACGUUCUUUACAAUCAGAUGAAUCUACCAGUGGCCUUUUUAACCAAGAAGUAGCACUUGAUUGGUCAUUUGAAAACACUGAAAACACUGCAACAGUGAACUAUUGCAUCUCAAGAAAACAUUGAAAAAUUCUAUGAAUUGUUGUAGCCAGUGAAUUGUAUUGUACUCUCACAUCAUAUUUUGAAGAAAACUGAGCUGUUGAAAUUCCCCUCCCUCUGACUGCUGCUUGAAUGCUUUUGGAGGCUGUUUCUUAUAUAUAGGUUUUUUAAUGUGAUUCCUUCAUUUGAAUACUAAUGGUUUUUCCAUUAAAGAAUAAAACAGUAUUUUGGAAAAUGGUGAUAAAUGUA